Molecule: messenger RNA, 519 nt
Organism: Solanum lycopersicum (tomato)
Lineage: Eukaryota; Viridiplantae; Streptophyta; Magnoliopsida; Solanales; Solanaceae
Molecular function (GO): nucleic acid binding
Source: RefSeq, a predicted model, not a curated record
AUGGUGUGUGAGCUUAUAUUCAAGCUAGUGAAGAAAGACUCACUGACAAAGUUGACUGAAGAGUGUCAGACUGCUUUUGAUGCUAUUAAGAACUAUUUAUCCAGUCCACCUAUAUUUGUUCCUCUGCGAGAAGGGAAUCUUUUGUUGUUGUAUUUGUUUGUCUUAGAUAGUGCAUUCGGAUGCAUACUUGGUCUACAAGACGAGACUAGAAACAAGGAAAGGGAUAUCUCUCAUAUAAGCAUGAAGUUUACUCCAUACGAGUCUCGUUACACUCUGUUGGAAAGAAUGUGUUGUUGGAGAGUAUUCUUUGAUGGAGCGGCGAAUCAUCAAGGGAAAGGCAUCAGAGCGGUCUUAGUGUCACAAUCUGGUCAGCACUAUCUCAUGGCAGCUAAGCUCCAAUUUAAUUGCACGAACAACAUGGAUAAGUAUGAAGCUUGUGUUCUUGGUUUGAAAAUGGUCAUUGACAUGAAUGUUCAUGAGUUUCUUGUUAUUGGAGAUUCAGACUUGUUGAUUCAUUAA